Messenger RNA from Cyclopterus lumpus (lumpfish), 1840 nucleotides. Its product is annotated as glutamate decarboxylase 1-like. NCBI's taxonomy places the organism in Eukaryota, Metazoa, Chordata, Actinopteri, Perciformes, Cyclopteridae. Gene Ontology annotation, molecular function: glutamate decarboxylase activity; pyridoxal phosphate binding. Gene Ontology annotation, cellular component: presynaptic active zone; cytoplasm. Bases 50 to 1840 code for a protein of 596 amino acids. The record is from RefSeq and is a predicted model, not a curated record. The transcript has 16 exons. Gene Ontology annotation, biological process: GABA biosynthetic process.
GUGACCAGGCUUUUUGAGGUGCACGGACUUUGGCACCGGGUCGGGAGUGAUGGCGGCGUCUGCACCCUCCUCCUCUGACGGAGAACCGGAUCCCAACUCGACAGAUUUACGACCACCGGGCACAAGCUAUGAUGCCUGGUGUGGAGUUGCCCAUGGAUGUACUAGGAAAUUGGGAAUGAAGAUAUGUGGGUUUUUGCAGAAGAACAACAGUUUGGAGGAGAGGAGCCGGUUUGUGAGCUCCUUCAAGGAGCGAGCAGCCAGGAACCUGCUGCCCUGCGAUAACACCGGAGGAGGAGGAGGAGGAGAAGAUGGGCAUUACAGACGCACAGAGACCGACUUCUCCAACCUGUUCGCCAGAGAUCUGCUGCCCGCCAAAAAUGGAGAAGAGCCGACAAUGCAGUUCUUACUGGAGGUUGUGGAAAUCCUCACCAACUACGUGCGGAAGACCUUUGACCGAUCCACCAAGGUCCUGGACUUCCACCACCCCCACCAGUUGCUCGAGGGCAUGGAGGGCUUCAACCUGGAGCUCUCCGACCAGCCCGAGUCUCUGGAGCAGAUCCUGGUGGACUGCAGGGACACCUUGAAGUAUGGAGUGAGAACAGGUCACCCCAGGUUCUUUAACCAGCUGUCCACUGGAUUAGACAUUGUUGGGUUGGCAGGAGAGUGGCUUACCUCUACAGCCAACACUAACAUGUUCACCUAUGAGAUUGCCCCUGUCUUCGUGCUCAUGGAGCAGCUGACACUGAAAAAGAUGAGAGAGAUGAUCGGCUGGCCUGAUGGAGAGGGCGAUGGGAUAUUUUCUCCAGGAGGAGCAAUCUCUAACAUGUACAGUGUGAUGAUUGCCAGAUACAAGUUCUUCCCUGAAGUUAAGACCAAAGGCAUGGCAGCUGCACCCAGACUGGUCCUCUUCACCUCAGAGCAUAGCCACUAUUCCAUCAAGAAAGCCAGUGCAGCUCUGGGCUUCGGGACUGAGAACCUGAUCCUUUUGAACACCGAUAAGAGAGGGAGAGUCAUUCCUGCUGAUUUGGAAGCCAAAGUAAUAGAGGCCAAGCAAAAGGGGUACGUUCCGAUGUUUGUGAACGCCACCGCUGGUACCACCGUCUAUGGAGCCUUUGAUCCCAUCAAUGAAAUUGCAGACAUCUGUGAAAAGUACAACAUGUGGCUUCAUGUGGACGGCGCAUGGGGAGGAGGCUUGCUGAUGUCCAGGAAGCACAGACACAAGCUGAAUGGAGUGGAGAGGGCCAACUCAGUCACCUGGAACCCUCACAAAAUGAUGGGAGUGCCGCUGCAGUGCUCUGCCGUUCUGGUCAGAGAGUGGGGAUUAUUACAAGGCUGCAACUCCAUGUGCGCUGGUUACCUCUUCCAGACAGAUAAGCAGUAUGAUGUCACAUACGACACGGGGGACAAGGCCAUUCAGUGUGGACGUCAUGUCGAUAUCUUCAAGUUCUGGCUCAUGUGGAAGGCAAAGGGAACAGUAGGAUUCGAACAGCAUAUUGACAAAUGCCUGGAUCUGUCAGCGCACCUCUACAAUAAAGUAAAAAACAGAGAGGGCUUCGAGAUGGUAUUCGACGGAGAGCCGCAGCACACUAAUGUGUGUUUCUGGUAUAUUCCACCGAGUGUGCGCGGCUUGCCUGAUGGAGACGAGAGGCGGGAGAGGUUACACAAGGUGGCUCCAAAGAUCAAGGCCUUGAUGAUGGAGUCUGGGACUACGAUGGUGGGCUACCAGCCGCAAGGAAACAAGGUCAACUUCUUCCGCAUGGUCAUCUCAAACCCGGCUGCUACCAGGUCAGACAUCGACUUCCUGAUCGAAGAGAUUGAGCGACUGGGGCACGACUUGUAA